Messenger RNA from Micropterus salmoides (largemouth bass), 2274 nucleotides. Its product is annotated as neurofilament medium polypeptide-like. Lineage: Eukaryota; Metazoa; Chordata; Actinopteri; Centrarchiformes; Centrarchidae. The coding region runs from base 270 to 851 and encodes 193 amino acids. The record is from RefSeq and is a predicted model, not a curated record. The transcript has a single exon.
UUGUGGUUUUGAAUCCAGCGGAGUGUGUUUGUUUAAUUGUUCUGUGAAUGCGUUAUUAACCUGAAAGGGCUGGUUUGCAGUGAUUGCAUUUUUUUUGGCUUAAUUCUCUUCUUGAUGAAAAGGAAAACGUGUGUUAAACCUGAGUAGUGUUCAAGAACCCCUUCAUUGUAGUACAUUUUUUAUUAAACUUGUGUAAAUCUGGUUUUAAUGCACCAGCUUUAACUAAGUAUACCAGACCAGCGUGGUCUACAAAAUAAGAUGAGUAUGGCAUGGCACUGGUCUUGCUGUGGAUAAAUUUAAUCCUGCCUGAUGUGUGGCGACGUUCAAUAACAGAAUGGUGCAACGCCAAACAGUGUUGUUGCUCCUCCAUCCCAGAAACCUCUCAGACCACGGAUGUUGGCUGGAAGCUGCGGGAGGCUCUAAAGCAGCAGCUGGCCAUCAUCCACGAACGCGUGGAGGCCAAGAAGCUCGCCAAGCUGGCUCUGGCCGAGGUGAGACAGCUCCUGGCCAAAGAGGAGGAGGAGAAGGAGUUGGAGCUGGGGAGGAAGGAAAUAAACGCCAGAGUGAAGGAAAGAGUGGCGACCAGGCUGAAAGAGGAAGAGGAGAAGAUAGAGAAAGAAGAGAUGGAGAAGGCUCUGGAGAAACUAAGGAAGGAAAAAGCUAAACAGGAUGGGGGAAAGGAAGACGAGAGCAAGGAGGGGAAGGAAGGGGAGAAGAAAUCAAAGAAAGGAGGGGAGGCAGAGGGGGAGGGAAAGAAAGCACAGGAGGAUGACGAGGGCAGAGGGAAGGAGUCUGCCAAAGACAAAAAGAGAAGCAAAGCUGAGAAAUCGAACAGAGGAGGCAGGAAAUGAAGUCGGGGAUAAGGUUUUAGAGAAAUAUUUUGGUCCCAUAGGAAGCCAGCGUUAACCAUUUUCAAUGCUAGGGUGAAGGUCAUGUUGGUGCUGACCAAAAUGUGUCUGUUGCACCAAAGAACUAAAAAAAACAAAAAAAGGACAUGUGCUGAAAGCUGUUAUCAAAAAUCUUAUUUUACUCAUUUAUUCCUGAUUUGGUUCAAAUUGUUGCCAAUUUUACAACCGUUCUUAGUAAAGUUCUUGUAUAGCUGUACAUAUAUUGUUUUGGUAUCUGCACCAAUAGUCUGGGAUCUAAUAAGCUCCAUAAUUUAAAGGAUUUCAGUUUAUACCCUGAGCUAUUUGGCCCGUGUACAGAUAGAGUGGUUACUAGCUGGUCCAUAUUCAUGGUGCACACAUGAGCUUAUUUGCCACCUACUUCAUAUUAUUUCACUGAAUUUAAAACUGAAAUAAUGUAAAGUACAGGCUUUAAAACCAAGUAUUGUAGGAAAGCAAUAUGUUAAUAGGCCCAGCAUCAACAACUGGACAAUAGAACAGUUUAUUUGCUGAAAGCGUUAAAGAAAAAAGUUAAGUCAGCUAGACUGUCUCGUUGUGUUUAAUUCAUAUGCAUAACAUUAAAUUUUUCACGGUCACGUAGCGAGUGGACAUCAGCUUAGUGCUGCGCAGCAUACGUGCUGUGCUGGGAAUUUGCAACACUUCUCAUUUGGAGAGAUUUUGUAGUCAACCUCCGUUGUUUUUUUCAUAAUUUUUGUCCUUUUUUAAGCUGCGUUUCCACCUAAAGUACCUGGAGCUUUUAGUCCCAAGGAACUACUUUUCAAGGAACUUUAAAGGUUCCUUCAACCCAGCGUUGCGUGCGUUUGCACCACGCUCUAAAGACCUGCGAAGAUUAGGCCGUUUUUUCUUACUCUGAGGUAUGCAUCGCACGGCCAGACAAAGUGACGGAAAGGCAUCUUUAUUUAUGCAACACUGCAACAGCGCAGUAACCAGGGAGGAGAUUCAAGUUGUGCUGCUGUUGGUCCUGAUUUAUUGGUUUGAGACGGGAGUUUUUUGGAGGUACCUGGAACUUAAUUUACAGCCUGGUCCCAGCAGUAGAAAUGCAGUGAGUUCCAUGAAAGGUUCCUAGUUCCUGGGUAAAGUUACCUGCAGUGGAAAUGCAACUUUAGGAUGAGGACAGGCUGAUUGAGAAGGACGGGAGUAGUGGGAAAGGGUACGAUUUUAAAACUGCAAGGGUCAGAAAAAGCACAGCAAGAUACUACUUCAGUGUCAUUGAUCAUGUUUUAGAUUUGAACUAGAUUGAAAAACAUUAGGGUAUCUAACCCAUUGUCUAAACAGUUUAUGGAGUUUUGUGUUACACCAUGAAAAAUGUGUUAUUUUCUUUUGUCAAUAAAGUUUCUGGAUACAUGGAAGUGUCUCUUUUCUAACCAGA